Molecule: messenger RNA, 1140 nt
Organism: Balearica regulorum gibbericeps (East African grey crowned-crane)
Lineage: Eukaryota; Metazoa; Chordata; Aves; Gruiformes; Gruidae
Gene: NEU2
Product: neuraminidase 2
Biological process (GO): oligosaccharide catabolic process; ganglioside catabolic process
Cellular component (GO): membrane; intracellular membrane-bounded organelle; cytoplasm
Molecular function (GO): exo-alpha-sialidase activity
Source: RefSeq, a predicted model, not a curated record
AUGGCUUCAUUUCCUGUCUUGAAGCAAGAGACGUUAUUCCAGAAUGGUACUUGGAGCUAUCGAAUUCCAGCCCUGCUCUACCUGCCGCGUUUCAGCAUCAUCCUGGCAUUUGCUGAGGAACGAGAGGACGUGGUGGAUGAACAUGCCAAGCUAAUAGCGAUGCGCAGAGGCAUAUAUGACCCAACCAUGCAUCACGUUCAGUGGAAUAGCAUGGAGACCAUUGUCAGUGCGCAGCUGAAGGACCACCGAUCUAUGAACCCCUGUCCUGUUUACGAUGAGGUCUCAGGGAAACUGAUCCUGUUCUUCAUAGCUGUCCCAGGGAAGAUCUCUGAGCAGCAUCAGCUCAGAACAAAGAUCAACCUGGUACGUCUCUGCUACGUCACUAGCAUGGACCAAGGACGUACCUGGAGCACUGCCCAGGAUGUCACCGAUGGUACCAUUAGCACCGAGUACAAGAACUGGGCCACUUUUGCAGUGGGGCCAGGUCAUGGAUUACAGUUGCUCAACGAGGCCCGGAGCCUUGUGAUCCCUGCCUAUGCCUAUCGUAUCUUGGACCCUAAGCAACAUCCCACCCCUCACGCCUUCUGUUUCAUCAGCUCUGACCACGGGAAGACAUGGGAGAUGGGGAACUUCGUGGGGGAGGAGAGCGCGGUGGAGUGCCAGGUAGCAGAGGUGCACACCUGUGGCAGAAAGGUCCUCUACUGCAAUGCAAGGAGCAGCAGAGGAGCCAGAAUCCAGGCUGUCAGCUACAACCAUGGGGUGGACUUUGAGGGAGGCCAGCGGGUUGAAAUGCUGGUAGAACCUCCCUCUGGAUGUCAUGGAAGUGUUACUGCCUUCCCACCUCCCUCUGAUGUCAGAUGCCAAGAUAGUUGGUUGCUCUACUCUCAUCCUACAGACCCAAAGGGUCGAAGAGAUUUAGGAAUUUACCUCAACAAAACCCCUUUAAAUCCAGCACACUGGACAAAACCAAGCAUCCUCUUCAAGGGCCUGUGUGCAUAUUCAGAUCUGCAGUACAUGGGGAUUGGUCCAGAUGGCUCACCCUUGUUCUCCUGCCUCUUUGAGUAUGGUACUCACCAACAAUGUGAAGAGAUAAUCUUUGUAAUGUUCACUUUGAAGCAAGCCUUUCCAUCAGAGUGCUGA